Messenger RNA from Panicum hallii, 2932 nucleotides. Its product is annotated as putative disease resistance RPP13-like protein 1. Gene Ontology annotation, biological process: defense response to other organism. Lineage: Eukaryota; Viridiplantae; Streptophyta; Magnoliopsida; Poales; Poaceae. Gene Ontology annotation, molecular function: ADP binding; DNA binding. The coding region runs from base 337 to 2613 and encodes 758 amino acids. The record is from RefSeq and is a predicted model, not a curated record. The transcript has 6 exons.
GUAAGUGGUAUAAAAGUUUCAGUUUAUUUAUUUGGCAGCAGGAAAAAUCUUGUGCAUUGAGAGAAUAUAUCGUGUAAUCGUCAAGAGCGGUUUUGAUAUCCCCGCUGUAUUAAACUUCGACAGAUUCUAGUGAAGAAAGUGUAUCGGCAAGGCCAUGAGGGGGUCCUUUUUUUUUUCUAUUUUGAAAUCCUGGGUUCGAACCAUGGUUAGCUGCAAAGUGUAUUAUUGGCAAGGCCACGAGGGGGCCCUUUUUUUUCUUUUCUUUUUUGAAAUCCUGGGUUGGAACCCUGAUCGGCUGGUGAGCAAAAUCCAUGUUUCCAGAGGCGGUGUUUCUGGAUGUUGGAACCUGCAUAUGAGCACAUUGUGCUGGUACAGUAUAGAGAGGUGGCUGAGGGCAGAUAUUAUUCAUCACAGCUGUCGAAUGGGCCACCAGAAUCUCUUUCAUCUUUGGGAUAUCCACAUGCCAUCUAUGGAAACCAAUAUCUCAGCUCUACUUCUGGCACUAGUGAGGGCAGUGAAUCCCAUCAGAGCUAUUCUAAUUUGAGUUCUGUAACUGAAGUAAGUUCCUAUUCUGGUAACAAAGAGUACAACAAAGAUGGUGGCAGUUUACUAAGCAUACCAGAUCUUGGACAGACUUGUCUGGAACAAACUACAGAAGUUUAUCGGGCUGAUAAUGAUAAUUCAAAAAAUAAGUCUGGGCUUAAUGUGGCUUUGAAGAAGAUAGAUGAGCAGUUAAGUUUGGGUGACGAUGAAGAUGACUAUAUUUACACAAAUCAAGUUCAGCCUUUGGGAUUCGCUACAAAUAUUGAGUCUACAGAUAAGAAGGAUGACAACCAAAUAGGUUUAGGCAGGAAUAUAGCACCAUCAUGGGAAGAUGUGUUGCACUCCAGUUCAGGCUUGCCAACUCCAUCUAUAUACCAGGUUGAGAAAUCGCAGUCUAGUUUUUAUGAGGAUUUACAGGCAUGGUUUGCCAUGGAAAAUCGGUUCGGAGAAGGCCUAGGCCACCAUGCAUGCAUGCAACAGGUUGGUCCUAAACUUCUUGGUAGAAAUGAUAUGAGGCAAAUGAUUAUGGAAAAAUUAUUAUUGGAUAGAAAUGGUGGACGUAACUGUACUGUAAUUUGCAUAAAUGCUGGGAGUGGUCAUGGCAAGACUUCACUGCUCCAUGCCCUUUACAAUGACCAAGUAUUGACUGAUACUUUUGACAAAAGCAUAUGGAUACAACUUUCUGCUAAAUCAGACAUGUUAAUGCUAUUUAAGAAGAUUGUUGAGGUUGCCAUGAAUGACCAUUGCAGCAUUGCGAACCUCGGGUGUCUUCAAGAAAUGGUUAAGGAAGAAAUUUCAGAUAAGAAAUUCUUGCUUUUCUUGGAUGAUGCAGAUAUAGAGGACCGGCAAUUUUGGAGUACUGUAUUAGAGGUUUUUAAUGCCGGUGCCAAAGGAAGUGCUGUUAUCAUGGCUACAAUGAGUGAUACCGUUUCUACUUUUAGAGAUGUGGCAACACACUUCCUUUUGUUAAAUCCUUUAUCUGAAGAAAGCAAUCUGAUGCUUCUCCAACAAUGUGCUGCUGUGGGCACUGAUAUCCAGAGCAAUCCUGAUUUACUGAUGGUUGCUCACAGGAUCAUUUCCAGGUUUGGAGGUAAUCCUCUGUACUUGAAGGCUAUUGGUGGUCUUCUAUGCCAUGCAGACAGUUCAUUAGAAAUCGAUAAGUUUGAAGGAAAUGGUAUGCCUUUACAGCUUUGCCACGAUGUUUUGCCUAUCCAUCUGAAGAAGUGCCUCGCAUUCUGUUCUUUGUUCCCCCAUGGUUACAUAUUUCAUAAACAUCACAUGGUCCCCCAAUGGAUAUCUCAUGGUUGUGUUAGGCCUGCUGAAGGUUGUGAACUCGAAGAUGCCGGAAUUGGAUAUUUCAACGAAUUGUUGUGCAGAUCCUUCUUUCAAUAUUCACCUGUUCACAAUGACAGGUUUGUGAUGCAUGAGAUUAUAUACAAGGUGGUAGAGUCUGUCUCUCUUGACAAAUAUUUCAAGUCUGAGGACCCCACAAGCAGCAUACCAGAAAAUAUUCUUCAUUUGUCACUUGUUUCCUCUCAAUUCCAGACUAUUGAACUGAUGUACAGAACAGAAGAGUUGAAGGUUUUGCAGACAUUCCUGGUGGUGCAACCUGAGCGGCAACCGUGCAAGAUUUCUUUCCCCACCUUAAAACUUGUCGGUUUAGAUGAUUUCUUUCUGAAGUUCACAUCCUUAGAGACGCUGGAUUUGAGCCAUACUGACACUGAAGAGCUUCCAGGGUCCAUUGUUGGCCUGAGAAACCUGCAGUACUUAUCUGUCAACAGCACAAGCAUCAGGGCUCUUCCAUCUGAGCUCUGCUGCCUCAGCAAUCUCCAGACACUGGAAGCAAAAGACUGCCGCUUCCUCACUGAAUUACCUGGGGACACAAAGAAGCUGAUUAAGCUGCGCCAUCUUGAUGUGACCAAAGAUCUGGGCUACGUUCAAUUGCCAUAUGGAGUAGCACAGCUGACUGAGCUCCGGACACUGCCAGUCUUCCAUGCAAGCAGUGACCCGUCGCACUGCUGUGUCAGUGAGCUGGGAAACUUGCACAAUCUGAGGGGUUGCUUUUGUUAGUAUCGAAAUUCUUACUCUUAUCGAGAGGAUGGCACUGCGAGUUGGGGCAAUUUUCUGGUUUACUUCUCACGCAAUGCAAUGCCAACCUGAGGGGUUGGGGAUACAUAUUUAUAGCUGGCCAAGACAGCCAAGCAUAUGCCAAGAUGCUAGUCUAAGAUGCUAGUCCAAAAGUUAGUGAUGCUCAGUCUAAGAUGUUGUCCUAAAAGCUAGUCUAAGAUGCUGUCCUACAUGCUGUCCUAGAAGUUUAGUUUAAGAUGCUGUUCUAGUUGUGGCAGCAAGACCAUCAUGCCGAGGACCAUAAAGACCAACAGUACAAAGA